This is a messenger RNA of Castor canadensis (American beaver), 1500 nucleotides long. RefSeq names its product interleukin 17 receptor B (gene Il17rb). NCBI's taxonomy places the organism in Eukaryota, Metazoa, Chordata, Mammalia, Rodentia, Castoridae. Gene Ontology annotation, molecular function: interleukin-17 receptor activity. The record is from RefSeq and is a predicted model, not a curated record.
AUGUUGCUUGUGCUGCUAAGCUUGGCCGCGCUGUGCAGGAGCGCCAUGCACCAAGAGUCGACCAUUCAGUGUGGCUCUGAAUCUGGGCCAUCUCCAGAGUGGAUGGUCCAACACACUCUGACCCCAGGAGACUUGAGGGACCUCCGAGUAGAACUCGUAAAAACCAAUAUUGAAGCAGAAGACUAUUCAGUUCUGAUGAACAUAAGCUGGAUACUCCGGGCAGAUGCCAGCAUCCGUCUGUUGAAGGCCACCAAGAUCUGCAUGACAGGCAAAAGCCAUGUGCAUUCCUACAGCUGUGUGAGAUGUAAUUACACAGAGGCCUUCCAGAGUCAGACCAGACCUUCUGGUGGCAAAUGGACCUUCUCCUAUGUGGGCUUUCCUGUGGAACUGAGCACACUCUAUUUCAUCGGGGCCCAUAAUAUACCCAAUGCAAAUAUGAAUGAAGAUGGCCCUUCUUUGUCUGUCAACUUCACCUCACCAGGCUGCCUAGACCAUGUAAUGAAAUAUAAAAAAAAGUGCAUCGAGGCAGGAAGUCUGUGGGAUCCAAAUAUCACUGCUUGUAAGAAGGACGAGAAGAUGGUAGAAGUGAAUUUUACAAUCAGUUCCCUUGGAGACAGAUACAUGGUUCUUAUCCAACAUAACACCGUCAUGGGGUUUUCUAAUGUGGUAGAGAACAAACUAACACGGACUUCUGUAGUCAUUCUGGUGACCGGGGAAAGUGAAGGUGCUGUGGUUCAGGUGACUCCCUAUUUCCGUACCUGUGGCAACGACUGCAUCCGCCGGAAAGGAAUUGUUAUACUUUGCCCACAAACAGGUGGCCCCUUGCCUCUGGAUAACAACAGAGCCGCGCUAGGAGGCUGGUUGCCUCUCUUCCUGGUGCUGCUGGUGGCCACGUGGGUGCUGGCAGUUGGGAUCUACCUGACUUGGAGGCAAGAAAGGAUCAAGAUGAUGUCUUUUCCUACUACAACCACGCUACUGCCUCUCAUUAAAGUUCUUGUGGUUUACCCUUCCGAGAUAUGUUUCCAUCACACAGUCUGUUACUUCACUGACUUUCUUCAAAACCAUUGCAGAAGUGAGGUCAUCCUUGAGAAGUGGCAGAAAAAGAAAAUAGCUGAGAUGGGUCCCGUGCAGUGGCUUACCACUCAGAAGCAGGCAGCAGAUAGAGUGAUCUUCCUUCUUUCCAAUGAUGACAACAGCAUUUGUGAUGCCACCUGUGGCCACAGGGAGGGCAGCCCUAGUGACAACUCUCAGGACCUGUUUCCUCUUGCCUUUAACCUUUUCUGCAGUGAUCUAAGUAGCCAGAAUCAUCUGCACAAAUACAUGGUGGUCUACUUCAGUGGGGCUGAUACCAAAAACAAUUACGAAGCUCUCCAUGUCUGCCCUAAAUACCACCUCAUGAAGGACUCCAAUGCUUUCCGCGUAGAACUUCUCCGUGUCAUAUCUCAUGUGUCAAUGGGGAAACAAUCACAAGCCUGCCACAGCAGUUAUUCCCCUUUAUAG